Molecule: messenger RNA, 7626 nt
Organism: Anopheles marshallii
Lineage: Eukaryota; Metazoa; Arthropoda; Insecta; Diptera; Culicidae
Gene: Wdr62
Exons: 15
Coding region: 1-7626 (2541 amino acids)
Biological process (GO): regulation of mitotic cell cycle; mitotic spindle organization
Cellular component (GO): mitotic spindle
Molecular function (GO): protein binding
Source: RefSeq, a predicted model, not a curated record
AUGAAUGAAGUCGUCAUCCGAGCGCCCUCUCUGAAGCGGGGAAAGAACUACGAAGGCUUGAACAACAGGAUAAAACUGAAGAAAAUCUUAGGCUUGACAGUAUGCAGCAGUGCUGGACUCGAUGUAUCCUCCACAACCGGCGUACUUGCGUAUCCAGCAGGAUGUACGGUAGUGUUGUUCAACUCAAAAAAGCUGACCCAGAAUUUCCUGCUCAACACAGCGAAGAAGGCCAUCACUGCCGUCGCAUACUCAGAAUGUGGUCGGUAUCUGGCAACGGGCGAAUGCGGUCACAAUCCCUCGAUCAAGGUGUGGGAGCUGGACGCGUCCGGCGGCAACGGUGGUGGUGCGAUCGAGAACGGUGCCGCCGGUAGCAUCGUGGCAGAGUUCUCCGGCCACAAGUACGCAGUCAGCUGUGUGGCCUUCUCGCCCACGGGCAAGUACCUGGUGUCGGUUGGCUCGCAGCACGACAACAUCGUGAAUGUGUUCGACUGGAAGGCAAAUCUUAAGAUCGCCUCAAACAAAGUAACGGCCAAGGUGGUGGCGGUUAGCUUCAGCGAGGAUGGCAACUACUUCGUCACGGUGGGCAACCGGCAUGUAAAAUACUGGUAUCUGGAGGGUAGCCGCAAGUAUAAGGAACCGAUCCCGCUGAUGGGACGAAGUGCCAUCCUGGGAGAGCUACGAAACAAUGACUUCUGUGCGGUCGCGUGCGGUAAGGGAGAGAUGGCCGAGAGUACGUACGCAAUCACGCGGAACGGUCAUCUGGUCGAGUUCAAUGCGCGUCGUUUGCUGGACAAGUGGGUGAUGUGUCGCACCAAUGCGGCCAACUGUAUGGUUGCCAGUACAAAGUACAUUCUCGUCGGUUGUGCCGAAGCCAUCGUGAGGGUAUUUAAUGCUGAAACGCUAGAAUACAUUACCACUCUGCCGAGGACCCAUUUCCUCGGUGUGGACGUAGCGCAAGGGGUACACAUCAACCACAUGAUGGCGGUACCACAAAACGCAAAGUAUCCCGACACUAUAGCCAUCGUGUACGACGAAGCUCGCUCGAAGGUGACGUGCGUGUACAACGACCACAGUCUGUACAUCUGGGACCUGCGGGACAUCAGGCGGGUGGGCAAGAGCCAAUCAUUCCUGUACCAUUCCGCCUGCAUCUGGGGCGUCGAAACAGUGCCAUUCAGCUAUCAGCAGCUCAAGCACAACGCCAACGGGGGCGAUACGCUACCGUCGGACUGCUUCAUGACCUGCUCGUCGGACGACACGAUACGCGUGUGGGACGUGGACAGCUGCGAAACGAACGAAGUGUACCGGAAGAACAUCUACAGCAAGGAGCUGCUCAAGGUGCUGUACAUCGACGACGAGCUGAAUUUCAUAAAGGAUACGGACAAUCCGAUCCACAGUACGGAGAAAAACUCAAGCUACGAUGGCCGCAACGGAGUGCGCUGCAUCAAAAUCAGCCCGGAAAGUCGGCAGCUUGCGACGGGCGAUCGAAGUGGCAACAUUCGAAUCUACAAUCUCAGUAACCUUAAGCUCAUCACGACGAUCGAGGCGCACGAUUCGGAGGUUUUGUGUCUGGAGUACACGAAUGAUAAAAUCGACCGACGAUUGCUGGCCAGUGCGAGCCGGGAUCGAUUGAUUCACAUUUUCGAUUGUGAGGCAAACUAUCGUAUACUGCAGACGUUGGACGAUCACUCGAGCAGUAUCACUUCGGUACGGUUUAUCGGAGCCGGCAAGCAGUUUCAAAUGGUGUCCUGCGGUGCAGACAAAUCCAUCAUAUUCCGCCAUUUUCAGAACAAUGUGUUUCUGCGCGGUAAUAACUGCUCUGGCAAAAAUACACUGUACGACAUGGAGGUGGACAGCAACAGUAAGCACAUUCUUACGGCGUGCCAGGACAGGAAUAUUCGCGUUUAUAGCACACAGAACGCAAAGCACACGAAGACAUUCAAAGGAUCCCAUUCGGACGAGGGCAGUUUGAUUAAAGUCAGUCUUGAUCUGAGUGGCAUCUAUAUUGCGACGUCAUGCACGGACAAAACGCUCAGUGUGUACGAUUACUAUUCGAACGAAUGCAUGGCACGAAUGUACGGUCACAGUGAGCUCGUUACCGGGCUAAAGUUCACCAACGACUGCAAAUAUCUUAUAUCGGCUAGUGGGGACGGGUGUGUGUUCAUCUGGCAAGUACCACAUGACAUGAUCGUUACGAUGCAAGCGCGCCUGUCACAGCAAGCGCUUCGGUCGGGCAUUCAGCCUAUUCCACGAACGCUUCAACCAACGAACCCCUUUACUGAUGCCAUUCUAAACCACCCGCAACCAACGCCGGUGCCGAACAAUGCUGCUAUAAGCGUGUCAGAGUUCGGAUCACCACCCAACAGUGCUUUUCUGGUCGAUGAUGCUCCAGUCACUCCCGGGUAUCGAUUUUCUGACGUGGGUCAGCUACCACAAUGGGCCAAAAGGAAACCAUCCGAAGAUUUGCAGUCAAAUUCACCUGUACUCGGCAGUAGUCCUAGCCAGAGCGGCAGCAAUUUCGGUGGCCUAGCACCGAAACCCAGAGGUCGCUGGGGUCAGAAAGGUGUCGGUGGACAGCUGGAGGAUCCAUUCGAUCUAAGAAAUAUCGUCGAAAGUAGUCCGCUGGGCACAACGUUUACCACGGAGCAGCGACAACCGACAACACCAACACCUCCACAGCCUGUCUCUGGUCAUCUUACGCAUCCACCGGCAACUAACACACCCACUUCCGGAUAUAAUAGCAGUGGCUCAAAAGAUGUUUACAGUAACGCCUACCUCAGUGAAGACAGUUCAAUCGACAGUGGACGAGAAAACCGACGGCCGGAUCUGAGCUCCUUCCUGCACAAGAAGAUCACCGAAACGAAGGCAUUGAACAGUUUAAAUUCGGAAUCGAACACCGAACACGACGGUGACGUGGAGGAUAUAUCGGAUGGUGAGCGAACGAGCUCGGACCAUGGCAUGGUGUAUUAUCCAUCUGCUGCACCAUCGACUCCAACUGAUUUCAAGAUCAACGAUGUCGACACAAACGAGCUACGCAAAUCAAUUCGUCGCCAGAAGCUAGAAAAGCAAGGCCUUAGUCUAGCGGCCCAAUUUCAGAGUGCCGCGUCAGGUACCGGUACGGGAACGUCUGACGACGAAGAUGAAGGAUCUACUCCAAGCGGUGAUAAUGCCGAUCGAUCGCUUGCCUCAACGCUGGGAGGAAGCUCGGAAAGUAUACCUCAACAGGCAUCGUCCACCUUUCUACAAGCUGUCCUUGAUGGACCGGGAAGCCUAUCCGAUCGGGAACGUUCACAAGCGCGUAAAAGCAUGAGCGCCAAGCACAACAACGAUGCAAAGAUUACGACCAGCAUAUCGAAAUCCUUUGCCAACAACAAAAAGGAGGAGUUGAUGAAAGUGAUCAACGAGGCAAAGGCAAAGCUGGAGAAUGGGAUAAUGUUUCAUAAUAAGCGUCCAUUAAAUUAUGCUCAAUUAAAGGUCGGCUACCGAUCCGGUUUACGCGCUAGUCAAAGUAUAUCCGAUUUGAGUCACUCGAUGAACAUGUCGGGAGCAAGUCCAAACCGUACGCAACGGAUAGAAGUAGAUAAUAGUUCAGGUUCCAGAAUGUACCCAGCAGUGUCCGGUACUUCCGGACCUUUCGGAGGGUCUGCAACGCACAUAAAUGCCGCCAAUUUUCUUCACAGUGCUGCCCCACGAUCAAAGCUUGCUCAAAACUGUAUGCUUAUGAACCAAAUACAGCAAGAACUUCCACCGUAUCCGCGAGGUGUUGGAAUUUAUGAGCAACCUACCCGGCCAGAUAAACUGGAUCUAGUUGAGUUACCCCCAGUGCCAGCCGAUAAGCUGCGGAAACACCCUGGCAUAUUGAAGAACUAUAAAUCUUGCCCCGUUUCACCCGUUCACGAAGAACAGGAAUGGUCCAGUCCUUCGAAUCACGACGAAUCAUCGCACAAUCAGCAAAAGACACACGAUCGUACCGGUCGUCAUGGGCAGAUGCGUCACUCGAUGUACUACGAAGAUGCGAAAACGAUACUGAGCAUGAUACAUUCCGACACCGAGAAGAUGAUUCGCGAAAUCACUAGCAAGUACGGAGAUCUGGAUGAUAUAAAACCGACUGCAAAGGUAAAAGAUGGCGAAAAACCAGCAUUGGCGCCAGCACCUUCCACGGAAACUGACACGAAAGCAACCACUUCUCAUGACCAGCACGAGCACGGGUUUCUAUCGGAAGAUGAACCGAACUUUAGCUCCGACUCGCUGGAAGAUUGCAGUCUCGAUCUGGACUUAGAGCGACACGGUCAACCGGUACCACCAGCAAGAAAAAAACACUGUGCCAAACAUAAUCCGGCCAAAAAGAUGCAACUCUCACUGCCAAAACGAUCCGUGUCAGAUUACUUUAUCUACGAUCAACCACCGCAAGGUGCACCGUACGAAAUUCCUUACCGAAACGUCUCGCUUUCUGACAUUCUAGAUGAUGAGGAAGCGAUCCGGCAGGCGGAGAAUCGGUUCCUCGAAACACAACGACACUCGAGCGCUAGCUUCUUUCUGGGCCAGCAGUACCCGACACGGAAGAGUCAGGAAAGCAUCCUUUCCGAUGAGUUUGGAAGUGGUGGUGUUAGUUUUUGUAACAGCAUGGAAAGUAUUCUUUCGGAUGACUCCGAGUGCAAGAGUGCACCGUUGGAAGUGCUGUUCGGGCGCAUCCGACGAGAUCAUCUGAAUCAGGUUGGACAUGGACACGGAGCUGGUGGUCGUAAUGCUUCCAAUUUCGAGUACAAACUCGAGGGCAUUGGCUGUGCUACUUCAAAAUCGUACGGCUCGAGUCCUAACGCAGGCAGUGGCUUCGAUUACUAUAUGCAGGGUAAUUAUUUCCAUGCGACCGCCACCGACAGCAGUUAUUUCGGUAUGGUGCACGACAGUUUGGAGUACGGCGGACAUGAGCGUCGCUCAACAGUUCGUCAGGGAGCACCCGGAAUGCCCACUUCGAUUAGUUACCCUCGGUUUUUGCCCAGUCUGGCGUCUGCCGGCACAGCUCCACUAUCCACCGGAAGAGAAGAGUUACUUUUCAAUGAAACAUUCGAAGAGGGAGAAGAUUUCAUACCUUCGCUAACAUCAAAAGCAGCCCAGUAUGGAGGUGCCACCGUUAAAAGCCUCAGCAAAGACUUUGCAAACCAACGGAAACAGAUGAACUCAAAUCCACUCUACAACUGCAACGAUGGCAGCAAUAGUGGUGGGAACGGGGAUCUGUUCAUUCGUAAAACUCUCAACGCCACAAACCAACACCAUCAGAUCACCCGGUCCGACAUAUUUGGCACGGAAUCGUCCGUUUAUGUAAUGAAGAAGUCGUGCAGUUUUGAAAUUGAAAUGGGUGGCCGUCGAAUAGCGCGAAAUUCCAAAAAGUUUGAACAAAAUCUGCAACGCUUCGAGCAGGAACGACAGCAAUCGAACGAUCGCUUCCACCAUCAGCAGUUUGGUGGAACACUGGAGAUGGAUUACGUACCACACAAACCGCCGGUUGCCCAUCGUCGAUCGGCCAGCAUGAAAGGUCGCGGACGAGUACGCUCCAAAGAAAAGUUCAACACGAUCAUUGGCCAGAUAUCCAACUCUGCCGGUCAAUGUGACGAAACGGCUAUGAUCGACGGCAAACUGCGUGAUUUUGUGAGCCGGGAUUUUGUGAUGCCACCAAAGUCUGGGGACGUUAUGUCUGUGUCAGUUGGUGGAGUACGCCGUGGUGAUGUUGGUGAGGAAAAGUCUUUCGAAGUGUACGUCGCAGAGAAAGGCGUAAGUGAGGAUGAUAACAUGGAUAGUUUAGAGUUGCUCUCCAAGGCAAAGAGUGCCGCUUGUGUUCGGAAGGAGAACUCUACCGAUUCGCUCGAAGUCAGCGUCCCACCAGUCGAAGGCGUCACGGAGAUUGGAGUAGAAGCGUUGGAAGGGAUGGAAUCAAUCGAAGACGACGAUGUGAAUCCCGCGGAUGAGGCUUUCGUCGCUGAGGAAGCGUUAGAAUUAGCAAAGAAGAGUCUCACCCAUGGAGCAACAAGUGAGCUGGAAAAGUUAAUCGAUCGUGGACUCCUAACAAGUGGUGAAUACAAUCGUUUUCUUGAUAUUGAGAAAAAGAUCGAUAUCAUUAACAAACUCGUGGAGCUGGAGGAACGUAAACUCGAACAGGAACGCACGGCCAAAGAGUAUCGGAUGCGCCCGUUCGAUUGUGAUCCACGCCAGAAGGGUUACGUUAAGAGUUUGACGGAAAACUUUGAUCGGUUGGCAAAAGAUGCACAGGAAGAACUGGAAAAUGAGAAAAGCUGGUAUCUGGCAAAAGCUCGCAUGAAGCGCAAUUUUAGUCUGCCGGAUGUGCUUGAUUUUGGUGCGGAUUGUUGUUGCCGGCAGCAUGGCGGCAAAUGCUGCGAACAGGAAGGCGAAGAUUGUGGAUGCUGUGGUGACGGAUGUGAUGCGUACAAGCAGAAGGACGAAGAAGAACUGUCGGAAAAGGAGGAAAACUCGAUGGCGGCCGCUGUUGCGGCAGUUGCUGCUGCCGUCGCUGCCAUUGGGAUGUCGAACAGCGAUGAAGGCGGUAAUCCCCGAAGCUUAAUCUCUGCGCAAGAUAGUGAAUCUUCGAUUAGACGUGCUUGUUCGCUUAGUGAUUUGAGUAUGGGAAAAGGUUACAAAUCUCCCAAUCAAUCGACUACUGGCAGUGGGCAGUACAAACCAUCGGUAAGCAACAGAAAUACCAGCACACCGAUACGCAACACGCCCAAGCGCAGUACCUCGUCGGUCGGUAAGGGGGGUGCAUCACUGUCUACAGGCAUGGGCGUCCGUAGUGUCUCAGUUGGAAUGUUGAACCAAGCGAGUGACUCGGAGGCGGAACCACCAAACUCACGAGGAGGUUUGUUGAAACCAACGAUUUCGUCCCAAAACAAGAUCAACGGAACGGGUAAUGGGACUGGUAAUGGCAGCGGUGGUAAAUACAUUAACCCCCGCAGUGCAGCUGGAAUCAUUAAUCGACGAAAAGGUCUACAAAACGCUUACAGCAGUGUAAACAUCUCAUCCGCAGGACAGGAUGAAUCUAGCUCGGAAGAGUCGCCCACCAGUACAGUAAGCACGGUACCGACGAAACCGGCCGUCCCACCGCGUCCCCGAAGCAUCGCCUUCGAACACAAACGGAUAGCUAACGUGAACACUAGUCUUAUAAACGUGAAGAAAACGGUUACCGUCGGUGGUACUACGACCAUUCCUUCCGAGUCGACAAACGGUAGCAGCGGUGGUAUUAACAAUGCCACCAACAACGGAGCCAUCAUGCCAGUGAAAGACGCAGAUCUGGACAAUGCAGACCUUACCAACCAGCUUUGUACGAACAUCAUCAACCAACUCGUACAAACGACCUCCACCGUCAUACAGCUCCACCAGCGGCUAAAGUCAAACGAUGAGGCGAGCAUCAAUGGGCGCAACAACUCACUGAUGCUGAAAGAGCUCGAAAAUGCCGUCAUAAUGACACAAAAUAUGCUCACCAAAGUCACCAAUCGCAAUCACAACGAUGGUAUCAACAACAACAACAGUAUGAGCAAUAACACAAACAAUCAAAUCAUGUACGAAAAAUGUGUCGACAUGCUCAACCAGGUGCAAAAGCACGUGAACAACAACGGCUAG